UGCCAUUGAUUAAGAAAUAUAAAAUUUUUUCCUAUUUAAGGACCUAAAAAAUCAUUAAUUUUUUAAAAUGGCCAGCAAGUUAUAUCCUUUACAGAAAGGAUUUAAUGAAAGACAGCCAGAAACAGUGCGGCUUUAUCCUUUAUCAAAUUAUGUUUUUUCUACGAAAGAAGCACAGCCAGAAGAAGACCCAAGCGUCAUAUCUCGUCUGGAGCGCUUGAAAUCACAUUAUGAAAAGAAUGGAAUGAGAAGAACAUGUGAAGGAAUUUUAGUAGUCCAUGAACAUAAUCAUCCACAUAUAUUGAUGCUACAAAUAGCGAAUGCGUUUUUUAAACUGCCUGGUGAUUAUUUGCGGCCGAAUGAACCGGAAAUACAGGGUUUUGUUGCUAGAUUAAACGAACGACUAGCACCUACGACACCAGAAUCCCCAGAGGAUAUGAAAUGGGAAAUUGGAGAUUGUCUUGCUCAAUGGUGGAGACCUAAUUUUGAAACGUUUAUGUAUCCAUUCAUACCUGCACAUGUUACAAGACCUAAAGAAUGCAAAAAACUCUAUCUUAUAAAAUUGCCAAAGACGAAAGUUUUAGCUGUUCCCAAAAAUAUGAAAUUAUUGGCUGUACCACUUUUUGAGUUAUAUGAUAAUUCGGCUCGCUAUGGACCACAAUUAGCAGCUAUUCCCCAAUAUUUAGCAAAGUAUAAUUUUGAAUUCGUAGACUCUAAUGAUAGAGUUAUUGUACAAACACCAGGGAAUACAAUGGGUGAUGGGACUGUUGUAAGAAAUAAUGUAUAUUAGG
Messenger RNA from Pneumocystis murina B123, 788 nucleotides. RefSeq lists its product as hypothetical. The transcript is spliced from 8 exons. NCBI's taxonomy places the organism in Eukaryota, Fungi, Ascomycota, Pneumocystomycetes, Pneumocystales, Pneumocystaceae. Gene Ontology annotation, molecular function: mRNA binding. The coding region runs from base 68 to 787 and encodes 239 amino acids. Gene Ontology annotation, cellular component: mRNA cleavage factor complex. The record is from RefSeq and is a predicted model, not a curated record.